GUUUGGGGGGUGAUGCCUCCAUCAAGCCUCAUUUGGCGCCUUGCCACCACCAGCUCUUCCCAGCGCAUCUUUGCGCGCCUCGAUCAGUGCCAUGGGUGCUGGUGGGCUGUGGGAGGUGGUGGGUGGCCUUGAGAAAGGCGGCGUCCUGGUGCGCACGGAAGGCCUGGCGGACUCCACGGUGGGUCGGCUGUCCACAGGCGCGCUGCUGGAAGAGUUGGCCCGCGAGGGCGCGCGGCUCCGGUUCCGACGCCUCUACGGGCAGGGCCCCGCAGAGGGCUGGCUGCCGCUGAAGGACCAGACCCUCGAGCGGCCGAGCCGCGUGUGGCAGGUGCUGGGCGGCCGCAGCAAGGGCGGCAUCCUGGUGCGCCACAGCUCCGAGACCUCCUCCCCGGCAGCCAAAGAACGACUCUGCACUGGCUCUUUGGUGCGGGAGCUGGAACGCAAGGAGCAGCGGCUCCGGUUCCAGCGGCUGACUGGCUCCGGCCCGGAGAGCGGAUGGGUGAGCAUUAGUCUGCAAGACGGGCAGGCGCUGCUGCAGCUGCUGGACUGUGAAACCGCCGAGCAGGCUGAGGCGAGAUCUGUCUACAAUGGUGUUGACCUGGAGAUCCGCUUGCGCAACGAGGAGAAGAGCUUCUCCUACGAGGACCUGGGGCUAUGGGUGCCCUUGGCCGCGGCAGUGGCCAAGCUCUGGCGGGAGAAGAAGCCCUUUCUGCCCACCAGGAUGGCGCGGCCAUUGCGCUUGGAUCUCUCCGAGCCGCUGGCGCCGUACAAGAUUCUGAACCCCAAGCAGCUGGAGGAGAUGUCCAGGAAGCGCCUGCCAGGCUGCCUUUUUGGGCUGCCCUUCCCUCAGAGCUCCAAAGAGAUGGCCUCGGAGGAGUUUGGGGCGCCGUGGCUCACGCAGGCCUUCCACAAGGCCGGCACCUUGCCAAAAGACAACCGCGUGGUGAAGAUCCACGAGGUGGAGGAGCUGGCGGUGCAAGGCUUCGACGCGGCUGGGGGCGCUGCCAUGAAGAUGCUCCUCACGGUGGAGUACGAGAAGGCCGACCGCGAGCUCCACACCGAGCUCUUCGUUAAGUAUCCGUACUCCUACGACGAGUAUCCGGUGGAGCGGCGCCAGAUGUCCGUCUAUGGGGACACCGACGGCCCGGAGAUCACUGUGCAGAUGUCCCUGGCUCACCUCUUCCCUUUCCGCACCGCGAAGUUCUACUUCGGGGACGUGUGCCGGGACUCCACCAACUACAUCCUCAUCUCAGAGAAGAUCCCCUUCUCGCGACGAGGUCGUGUGGAAAACGGCAAGAUCGUGGAGAAGAUCGAGUACCAGCCCUACCAGGUGUUGCCGGUGUGUGGCAAGUACCAGGACUGGCUCUUGCCGGAUCCGGCCGAGUACUACUGCUGUCUCUUCCGCUGCAUGGGCCGGUUGGCUGCCUGGGACAAGCAAGGCCGCUACGACGAGUUCUUCGGGCCGUUGGACCCGGGGCACUACCUGCGCCUGGCGGCCGAGCGGCGGACCUUGAAGGUGGCGCAAGUGGAGAGCCAAAGGGCGUCCGUGGGACGUAUCCUGGACGGCGCCAUCGAUCUUAUGACCAAUGUAAUCCCCAGCAUGGUUCCCGGCUUUCUACUCCAAGGUGGAAAGUUGGCGAGGAUCAAGGAGGAGCUUCUGGAGAUGUUCCCCCACUUCCAAGGCAUGUCGGGCCAGUUCCAGGUGAACAGCCCUGACUACAUCGCAGCCAUGCACGCCAACUUGCAGGCGGACAACGCCUUUUUUUGGCGCGACGAGUACGGGGACCUCGACUGCGGUGUGCUGGACUGGGGCGGCUUCAACCGCACGCCCUUCUGCGUGAACUUCCUGGGCUGCCUCUCCGGCGCAGACCCGGAGGUGAUGCUGGCGCACGAAGAAGGCAUCAUCCGCGCCUUUCGGGACGAGUUUCAUCGCUGUGGAGGUCCAUACCUCAACGUUGAGGACUUGCUCCUGAGAUACCAUUUGGGCUACAUCACCUUUGUCUACGAGUCGACAACGUGGAUAGAGCGUGAGAUUUACAAGCAGGUGUCCAAGGAAGAGAUGCGCACCUGGCACGGUAUUCUGGACGAGCGCUUCCAGGAGCGCUUCCGCGUGAGGUGCCGCUCUUGCACCAUCAUCAACGCCUUUGCCUUCUACGCGCUCAAAGGCGACCACUUCAAGAAGCUCUUCCUGGAUUGGUCAAAGGGAAAGGGCGCGCCGUAUCUGACCAAGCUGGAGUGACGCGAGAUCCAUCAAGAGCACGCGAAUCGGGCCGGAGAACAAAUCCAACCUAGAAG
This is a messenger RNA of Effrenium voratum, 2295 nucleotides long. Lineage: Eukaryota; Dinophyceae; Suessiales; Symbiodiniaceae. The record is from the annotation of a GenBank genome assembly.